UAGCAGCUGUAACACUCGAUCAGCUGUUGUUUAAUUUCCACGCGAGUUUUUUGUUUAUUGUUUGUACGAAAUGGAAAACUGUGUAAGCUGUGCGGAAAAGCCACGAAAAUACAAGUGUAGCAAGUGCUCGGCGCCCUACUGUUCUGUGACCUGUUACAAGGUUCACAGGGAUUCGCCCGAAUGUGUGACUAGAGAUGUGGCCAAGGAAAAGCCGGUAAAUGUUAUUCCUGAGGAACCGACCUUGCAUGAGCCCUUUACAACAGAUGACACUGUUCCCGCAGAGAAGAUGCAGCAACUAGAAACCUGCCAGGAACUACGCAAUUUGCUCCAUAAUCCACACCUGCGCUCACUACUCCAUCAGAUCGACGUGGCUAUUAAUGCCCAGACAGCCAUGAGGGUGGCCAUGCAAGAGCCCCUGUUCGUGGAGUUCGCCAAUGCCUGUCUCCAGGUUGUGGAGCCAAUGACGGAUGAGGAACGAUCCGAGAUGAAGCUGUGCUCGUGAAGUUUCCCAAGAUCGGAUUCCUAUAGUGACUCUUCCACUUGUCCUUAUAGUUUCAAGGAACUUUACCCUUUGGAACGUUUGAUCGAUUGACUUCCUUUUUGAAUUUUCCUGUCUGCGCAUUCACACGCACAAGACUUAUAUUGAAUUGUAAU
This is a messenger RNA of Drosophila serrata, 654 nucleotides long. RefSeq names its product zinc finger HIT domain-containing protein 3. Lineage: Eukaryota; Metazoa; Arthropoda; Insecta; Diptera; Drosophilidae. The record is from RefSeq and is a predicted model, not a curated record. Gene Ontology annotation, molecular function: protein binding.